CUGAAGCUACUGAAGAACACUGACCACUGAAGAAGAAGAAGAAGAAGAAAAUCUAAUCCUGCUGAAGACGAUCAUCGUGAAGAUGAUGCUGACUGUGUCUCUACUUGUCUGUGCCAUGAUGGCUCUGACCGGCACUGCUGUGGACAGUCACAUCAUCAAGCGCUCAACAACUUGUCCAGUUGGUUGGACCGCUUUCAAGGAUCGUUGCUUCAACUACAUUCCUUCGCCCAUGUCUUGGCCUCAUGCUGAGAGAACUUGUCAAAGUCAGGGCGGACACCUUGCAUCAGUGCACAGCUUUGAGGAGCAUCGUGUGAUUCAGGUUAUGAUCCUGCGUCAGACACAUUCCUAUCCACUCACUUGGCUUGGAGGCUACGAUAUAGCACGGGAUCGUACCUGGUUCUGGAGUGAUGGUUCACCUUUUAACUUCUACUACUGGCAUGUCGGAGAGCCGAAUUAUUCUGCAGGGACAAGCUGUCUGUUGAUGAACUUCGGAGAUCCGAAGAAAUUGGACGAUCAGUCUUGCUCUUACAGAAGGCCGUUUGUCUGCGCCAAAAAGCCGUGAGGACGACAGAGAAACAUGCAGUACAUGACUUCAGGAUUUUUGUCUUUUAUGCCUUUCACUCUCCAG
Chelmon rostratus (copperband butterflyfish) is the source of this 628-nucleotide messenger RNA. Its product is annotated as ladderlectin-like. Lineage: Eukaryota; Metazoa; Chordata; Actinopteri; Chaetodontiformes; Chaetodontidae. Gene Ontology annotation, molecular function: signaling receptor activity. The record is from RefSeq and is a predicted model, not a curated record. The coding region runs from base 83 to 562 and encodes 159 amino acids. The transcript has 6 exons.